CAAAAGCCAUAACAGAGAGAUAAGCAGUGAGCCAUGGCCUCUAAAGCUUCUCUCUCCGAGGAUGAUUUCUCCUGUCCAGUAUGCUGUGACAUCUUCAAGGAUCCUGUGGUCCUGUUGUGUAGCCACAGCUUCUGUAAAGCCUGUCUGGAGGAAUACUGGAAACAGAAGGCAUCUCGGGAAUGUCCAGUCUGCAGAAAGAACUCAUCAAUGGAAUUCCCCCCCUGUAACCUGGUUUUAAAGAACCUGUGUGAGGCCUACUUACACGAUAGAAGUCAGAGAGCUUCAGCAGGGUCUGAGGUGCUCUGCAGUCAACACAGUGAGAAACUCAAGCUCUUCUGUCUGGAGGAUAAACAGCCCAUCUGUUUUGUGUGUCAAACUUCAAAAAAGCAUAAAAGCCAUGACUGCUGCCCAAUAGAUGAAGCUGUACUGGAUCAUAAGGAAGAACUCAAGACUUCACUGGAGCCCUUACAGGAGAAAUUUAAGGUCUUUGGAGAAGUUAAACUGAUCUGUCAUAAAACAGCCAACCACAUCAAAAGCCAGGCCCAGCACACAGAGAGGCUGAUUAAGAUGGGGUUUGAGAAGCUUCAUCAGUUUCUACAUGAGGAAGAGAGAGCCAGGAUAGCUGAACUGAAGGAGGAAGAGGAGCAGAAGAGUCAGAUGAUGAAGAAGAAGAUUGAGAAGAUGAGCAGAGAGAUAUCAUCACUUUCAGACACAAUCAGAACCAUAGAAGAAGAGCUGGGAGCUGAGGACAUCUCAUUCCUGCAGAACUACAAGGAUACAGUGAAAAGAGCCCAGUGUACACUGCCAGAUCCAGAGAGGGUUUCAGGAGCGCUGAUCGAUGUGGCAAAGCACCUGGGAAACCUGCAGUUCAGAGUCUGGGAGAAGAUGCAGGGAGUAGUUCACUACACUCCAGUGACUCUGGACCCCAACACUUCCCACCCACAUCUCAUCCUGUCUGAUGAUCUGACCAGUGUGAGAUACAGUGAUGAGGAACAGCAGCUUCCUGACAACCCAGAGAGGUUUGAUGAGGAAGAAACUGUCCUGGGUUUUGAGGGUUUUAACUCAGGAACACACAGCUGGGACAUUGAUGUUGGGGAGAAUAUGUACUGGUACCUGGGUGUGAUCACAGAGUCUGUCCAGAGGAAGGGAGACAGUGGAUAUUGGGAUGGAUCCUGGGGUGUGUUGUUUUAUAGUGGUGAUUAUAUAACACAUGAUCCAAAUAAGCCAUUCACUCCCCUCACAGUGAGACAGAAUCCCCAGAGGAUCAGAGUGCAGCUAGACUGGGAAGGAAGAAAGCUGUCAUUCUCUGACCCUGUCAAUAACACACAUCUACACACAUUCACACACACUUUCACUGAGAGAGUCCUUCCAUUCAUCUGCACUGGCUUUUGUCCCCUCCCUCACAGGGUUUUACCAGGGAAGGUGUCUGUAUCGGUGGAUACUGUCUGUCUGAAUCAGGGACUAACAGGAUGUAAAUGAGUCAGUAACACUCACUGAUGUCCUUCAUUAAGAUUCUCACAGAGGGAGGACACACUGUGAUGUAGUAGAGGGGACCUUCGUCCAUUAACUCAGGAGCACACAGCUGGGACAUUGAUGUUGGGGAGAAUACAUUCUGGUGCCUGGGUGUGACCCCAGAGUCUGUCUGGAUCUUCCUCCAUUAAGAACACUCCUGCUGAAACACUUGCACCUGUCAGAAAAUCGUCACUAUUAUAAUACUCUAUCACAAUAAUCACUGUUAAUAUUACAAUAAUCAUUAUUCAUAUUACUAUAAUCACUAUUAAUAUUACGAUAAUCACUAUUAAUAUUAGAAUAACCAUUAUUCAUAUUACAAUAAUCACUAUUCAUAUUACAAUAAUCACUACUAAUAUUACAAUAACCAUUAUUCAUAUUACAAUAACCACUAUUAAUAUUACAAUAAUCACUAUUAAUAUUACAAUAACCAUUAUUAAUAUUCCAAUAACCAUUAUUAAUAUUACAAUAAUCACUGUUACUAUACAAUAAUCAAUAUUAAUACUAUUUAUCUAACACUCUCACCUGUCAGACAGUAAUCUCUAACAUCUGACCAAGUUUCCCAACAUUUUAGUUGUGUGUUAACAGAGAUUGGUCAAACAGUGGUAGUCAUCACUGUUAUAGAAUAUAAAUGUCACCUGUUGGUUGUUGGGUUUUCUUUUUACCACAUGUAGAUGUUGUCACUGGUUAUGUUAACACUGGCAGGUAUCCCAGUCAACUUGGGCUCCCUGAAAAACAUUUGCUGUACAGUGUUGUGUUCUUGGACCGUGACUCAGAUAACUAGCCUGUUACACCAACACAUAUGUUGUAUGUCUAUGGAAAGUAACACAUUUUCACCCAAUAAACAUGAUGAAUUAUUGA
Molecule: messenger RNA, 2370 nt
Organism: Oncorhynchus mykiss (rainbow trout)
Lineage: Eukaryota; Metazoa; Chordata; Actinopteri; Salmoniformes; Salmonidae
Product: E3 ubiquitin-protein ligase TRIM35
Molecular function (GO): zinc ion binding; protein binding
Source: RefSeq, a predicted model, not a curated record